Molecule: messenger RNA, 1560 nt
Organism: Emiliania huxleyi CCMP1516
Lineage: Eukaryota; Haptophyta; Isochrysidales; Noelaerhabdaceae
Exons: 6
Coding region: 1-1560 (519 amino acids)
Biological process (GO): proteolysis
Molecular function (GO): serine-type carboxypeptidase activity
Source: RefSeq, a predicted model, not a curated record
AUGGCUGCCGACGGGCCGGCUCCCUAUAUCCCACUCCUCGGAAGUGCUGAUCGUGCGAAGUCCACUCGCGCAGCCUCCCUAGCCCUCGGUGGCAUCGCACUCGGCGCGCUGCUUCUCUUCGCCGCCGGUUCAGAGCUGCUUCCAUUCCCGGCCCAGCUGCUCCAGCUCCCGCUAAAGAGCUUUGAAGCAAGCGCAACCGUUGCUGCUCGCCCUCCCGACGCCGUAACCUCGCUGCCGGGCGCUCCGCCGCUGGACACCGUGCAGUACGCUGGCCUCGUCACGGUCAACAGCACCGCGCGCAACAAGCUCUUCUACUGGUUUGCCGAGUCAAGCCGCGUGAAGGACGACCUGGAGGAAAAGAGCAAGGUGCCAAUCGUAAUAUGGCUCAACGGCGGGCCGGGCGCCUCCUCCAUGACGGGUUGGCUGAUUGAGAAGAUCGGGCCGUUUGAGCUGCAAUCGGACGCCGCCACGCUUACUCCGACCGGCCUACCCUGGCACGAGCUCGCGCACGUCAUGAUGUGGGAUCAGCCUGUGGGGGCCGGCUACGCGACCACCGCGACCGGGACGUACGCCGCGAGCAUGGAGGAGGCAGCAGCCGACCUGCUCAAGGGCAUGACAGAGUUCUACAAGAUCCACCCAGAGUAUAAGGAUUCCGACGUGUACGUCACGGGCGAGUCCUUUGCUGGCAAGUGGAUCCCGCACUUUUGCUACCACGUCUAUGAGACAAACAAGGCGUUGGUGGCGAAAGGCGAACCGGUGGCGAUGCCGCUCGUCGGCAUGGCCAUCGGCAACGGCGUGCUAUACCCUUACCUGCAGACCGAGGCGAUGGUGACGAUGGCCACUGGGCUCGGGUACACGGAUCCGGAGAAGCUGCGAGUGGCGCGCAAGAACCUCAAGGCGUGCAAGCAGGCGCGUGCUCUCGAGGACAGGGAGCUCGAGGCCAUUGACGAGAUGAAGGAGCGGCCUGUGCCAUCUCAUGAUCUGUGGAAGAGCGCCUACUUCAAGUGCGACGCGCUCGAGAAGGUCUUUGGCGAGGCAGUCAAGUUCAUCUACGACAUCCGAUCGCCGGCUGACGAAUUCUCUGCCCUCAGCGAGUACCUCAACAAGGAGGAGGUUCGCAAGGCACUCAACGUCGGCGAGACCAAAUGGGUGCAGCAGGAUGGCGGCAAGCCGGGCAACCCCGUGAGCGACGCCCUGUGGGAGCCGCAGAUCUCGGACCUGCCGGACGAGAUGCUAGCGACGCUGUUCAAUGAGUACAAGGUGUUGAUGUACGCGGGCCAGUACGACGGCAGCAGCUGCAACGCGCUCGGUGUCGCCCAGUCCGUGGACGUGGUCGCAAACGAGGGCAAGUGGGCGGACGCGAGCAAGUAUGCGAACACCACGGCGUGCACUUGGACCGUCAAUGGCAUCCCCUCGGGCGUGCUGCGUGCGACCGGCAAGUUUGGGAACCUCGUCUUUCUCAACUCAGGCCACCUCGUUCCCAUGAACCAGCCCGCCGCGGGCUACGAGAUGAUUCGCCAGCUGGUCUACUCGGACACGUUCACCGACAUGGCCUCCUGA